This is a messenger RNA of Protobothrops mucrosquamatus (brown spotted pit viper), 3034 nucleotides long. It is a transcript of the gene TMC5, whose product is annotated as transmembrane channel like 5. The record is from RefSeq and is a predicted model, not a curated record. Gene Ontology annotation, cellular component: plasma membrane. Gene Ontology annotation, molecular function: mechanosensitive monoatomic ion channel activity. NCBI's taxonomy places the organism in Eukaryota, Metazoa, Chordata, Lepidosauria, Squamata, Viperidae. The transcript is spliced from 24 exons. The coding region runs from base 358 to 2934 and encodes 858 amino acids.
UUCCUCCCCAGGAUUUUAUACCAACUUUUCCCAAGAAAACGAGGAAGUGCAAAGAUGAGAUGAUCUGAACAAAUGUUGAGGGUGGUGCCAGCCAAGGAAUCUUAAAAUUAUACUGAUCCUGUGAAGGGGUGAAAAAUCACAAAAUAUUUCCUGAGUCCAUUGAACGAAUUCAGUGCCUCCCUGAAUUUUCAAGAAUUCUCUGUGAUAUUUGAGCGGUGCAGAAGUCAUCGGAGGCGAUUUGUUUCUGGAUAAGUUGAAGCACAUCACUUGUUUCGAGAUGAGAUUGGCAGCACUGAGGUGAUCUAAGUAAAUCUCCCAAGGGCUCUUUUCCUACAAAGGCCAGGAUCUGGAUCCAUCAUGUCUUUUCCUUACAAUGACAUCAUUGAAAAUCCUGACUAUCACUAUUCUGAAACCUUGGAAAUCGACAAGUUAAGACCUUCUCAACGAAGUACACACCGUCCAGACAAUCCUUACGCCCCCUUUGGGGAAGACGACAAGGAAGGAGGACAAGGGCAGAAUUCACCAGUUCUGAUACCUCUGAGAUUAGUACAGAGUCCAGACGAGACUAAAUAUCCACCAACUGAUUAUGGGUUUGAAUUGCCCAGCAGAAACCCACAUGGAAAAGAAUAUGUUAAUCCUUCUUUUGAGUAUGAACCAGAACCUGAAGGGAUAUUACCUACUACCAGCCGUGCUUUCAAUAUUCAGGAUGCAGACAGUUAUUCAGAUGCAUCAGAGAGAGUUAAUAUUGUCCAGAGGCGUAGCAGGCGACACAAUUAUGCGACUUUUGCAAGGCCCAACUUGCUUCAUUUAGACCCAGAAUAUAUGGAAGCAAAGAGGAAAGAAGAAGAAAAAUUAAUCAACGAUCUGUCAAGCAUGUCCACCCAUGAAAGAGUUAAAGCAAUCCAGAAGAUUCCCAAAUCAAUGAAAGAAAAACGUGAAAUUAGGAACCGCGUCCUAACGGAAAAAAAAAAGAAAUCCUACAAACAGGAUGCUCAUCUGAAUUGUUGUACCCAGUGCUUUUACAACACGGCUUUGUCCUUCCGGCAGUUAAAGAACAGCUUUGUCGACUGCCUUCAGCUCUUCCAGUUUUGGCAGAAAACGCUCAAAGACAUUGGCAGCCAAUUUGGGACCAGCAUCCAUUCCUACUUUGUCUUCCUGACGUGGCUUCUCAUGUUCAACGUUUUCUCAUUCCUGAUCAACUUCAGUUUUCUUGCCAUCCCUCAACUCAUCGCAGGCCAGCCAAAUCACCUUUCCUUCACGAGUCUGGAGUUCUUGACCGGAGCUGGUUAUUUUACAAACACGGUGCUCUACAGUGGCUUUUACACAAAUGGCACAAUAGCAAAAAUUGAGAACGCCGCGCCGUACUACAUGCAACUGGCUUACAUUUUCACAAUCGGGAUUUAUUUUAUCAUCUGCUUUCUGAGCUUGAUCUACAGCAUGGCGAAAUCCUUCCGUAAUAACGUCGUGAUGCCUCAAAUGCACUCGGGCAACGCUGCCAAGCUUCUUUGCAUCUGGGACUUCAGCGUGAUGGACGAGAAAGCUGUCCGGAUGAAUCAGAAAAAUAUCUGCACGCAGAUCAAGGAGACCCUUUCUGAAAUGCGCAUUGAAUCUCUGAAGCUGACUCUGCAGCAAAGGAUUCUUCGCUUCUCGAUUCACCUGGCCUUCUGGUUUCUCUCGCUGGGCUUCACGGUGGCUUCGUGUGCUGGCAUUUACUUCUUCUCCCUUGUUAAUUUAGAGCUCGGAGAGCACCAANUGCCUAUCGUGGUGAGCCUCUUCAACCACGUGAUGCCGUUCCUGUACUCCUUCUCCAGCUUGGUUGAAAAGUUUGACUAUCCUAGGCACCAGAUCUACACUGCUAUUAUCAGGAAUGUCAUCUUGAAAAUAUCCACCAUUGGAGUCCUCUGCUACUACUGGCUCAACGUAGUAGCUCUCUCCAAAGUGGAGUGCUGGGAAACCUUCAUUGGCCAAGACAUAUACAGGCUGCUUAUAGCAGACUUUGUCUGCUGCCUCCUGGGUUCAUUCUUCGGUGAAUUUGUACUACGGCUUAUUGGCACCAAAUGCUGUAAAAAAAUUGGCGUGCCAGAAUUCGACAUUGCUCGAAAUGUUUUGGAUUUGAUCUACGCUCAGACUUUGACAUGGAUCGGGAUCUUUUUCGCCCCUCUGCUUCCGGCCAUCCAGAUGAUAACAUUUUUCAUCAUAUUUUGUGUGAAAAAGAUCAGCCUGCUGAAGAACUGCCAGCCGCCCCGCAAAGCUUGGCGAGGGUCCCAGAUGAACACCAUUUUCGUCUUCCUGCUCUUUUUCCCCUCUUUCACCGGAGUCCUCUCGGCCGUGGCGGUCACUGUCUGGAGACGGAAACCUUCCGAAGCGUGUGGCCCUUUCCGAGGUCUGACAUCUCCCUACGAAGCUAUCUCUGGCUGGAUUUCAGUCUUGACUUCUUCACCGAGCUCAGGAUGGGUAGUGUGGAUCUACCGCAACUUAAUCGAGAGCACACACUUCUUCUCCAUCCUUUCUAUCAUUGUGUUGAUGCUCAUAUACCUUUUCUGGCAAAUCAUCCGUGGACGGAAAACAAUGGUUAAACUGCUACAAGAGCAAAUUGUUAACGCUGGCAAAGAUAAAAUGUUUCUACUGAAGAAAUUACGUGGGCUGCAAGCUUCUAAGAUGCCCUCUUUGAGAAGGCAGCCAGAGAGGGACUCCUCUCUCGGCCAGCUGCCUAAGGAGCAAAGCUCUGUUUUGCUGCCCAGCUGCGUGGAGCCCUUUCUCUGGAGAGAAUCUUCUACUGAGUCUGCUAGACGCCCUGCCAUGGCUACCUUUAAUCCUGAGGCUGACAAAAUAACCCAGGAUGCUGGAGUAUCUGAUGCCCUGGUUUUGGCUUUGAGAGCGAGAAAAGAAGCUGAAUGGGAAAUGGAAGAUGAAGAAAGCUUGAAGUGGAAGUAGAGAAUUAAGUAAUACGCACACCCCAACAAGCACUUUUUAUCUAGAACUUUGCUGUUUGCACAAAUAAAGUAUUUGCAGGAACCUCCUAGAACUCUAAAAA